AUGUUCAAAUUCAUCGUUGUACUCUUCGCCGCUCUCAUUGCCUGCGCUGUUGCUAAACCCGGUAUCCUGGCUGCUGCCCCAUUGGCUUAUGCUGCUCCCGCCGCUGUUGUUGCUGCUCCGGCUCCCGUGGUGACCGCCACCAGCAGCCAAGUGAUCGCACGCAACUACAAUGGUAUCGCUGCUGCACCAGUUGUUGCUCGUUAUGCAGCCGCUGCACCUUUGCUGGCUGCUCACUAUGCUGCUGCUCCAUUCGCCGCUCCAGUAUUCUCCCAUUAUGCCGCUGCUAAUCUUCCAGCUGCUUUUUUGUAA
This is a messenger RNA of Rhagoletis pomonella (apple maggot), 309 nucleotides long. Its product is annotated as cuticle protein 10.6-like. The coding region runs from base 1 to 309 and encodes 102 amino acids. Lineage: Eukaryota; Metazoa; Arthropoda; Insecta; Diptera; Tephritidae. The transcript has 2 exons. The record is from RefSeq and is a predicted model, not a curated record.